AUGAUAUAACAAAUUCAGGAUGAUUAGAGAAUUUUAUAAGAUCCUAAUAAUUAAGUUAAUAAGAAUAAUAAAAAAAACUUAUAAGAUAACUCAGAGCUAAUAGAGUUAAUUAGGAAGAAGCUUUAAGGACAAAGAGAAGAAGUUUAAGCAUUAUAUUCAAUAAGUGAUAAUUAGCUAGAUGAAGAAAAUUAAAGGGGAUAAACUGUAGAAGACACUUCUGAAUUAAAUAGCAAAGAAAUAAAAAUUACUUAUUAUGAAAGCAAGUUAAUUGAAAAAAUUUUAACAUAUUACAAAACUGAAGCAGAAGAUUUAUUGUAGCAGCUGAAUUAAAAAGAAGAGAGUUAAAUUGAAUUGUUAUUGGAUUAAUUAUCUCUGGAAAGAUCAAAAACUUCUAAAAAUGAAAUGAAUAUUAUUGACAUAAAAGAGUAAUUAAGAGUAUUAAUGAAAAAAUAUGAGGAGAAAUUUUAAUCUCUACAUUUUAAAGUUAAAAAAAUGUUGAAGCCUUUAGAGGAUGAGUAGGAUUUUGAUGUUUAAAUUAUUUCAUGA
Messenger RNA from Paramecium sonneborni, 546 nucleotides. The record is from the annotation of a GenBank genome assembly. Lineage: Eukaryota; Ciliophora; Oligohymenophorea; Peniculida; Parameciidae.